Molecule: messenger RNA, 1089 nt
Organism: Colletotrichum lupini
Lineage: Eukaryota; Fungi; Ascomycota; Sordariomycetes; Glomerellales; Glomerellaceae
Exons: 3
Coding region: 1-1089 (362 amino acids)
Source: RefSeq, a predicted model, not a curated record
AUGACAAGUCUGACAAGUCAGCAACGAUCCGGUCUGGAAACUACGCCAGACCGAAAACGGGUGACCGGUCCUCUAUGGUAUCGAAGCCGUUGUGUCUUGAAGCCGUCGGGUCUUAUCAAAACCCAAGCCUUCUGGUUUCUGGAUGCUACCUUGGCUCAACCCCAAUUGCUUACCAAGGCGUUUCUUAUGGGGUCUUGCUCUUGUUCCCGCGCACCACUUUCAUUGCUUUUCCCAACCUGCAAUUCUGCACUGGACAAGCACGAUUGCCGUAUUCCCGUUGCUUCAGGUUGCUCGCUGACUUGCUUCAUAGGGAGUCAGGAGAAAGGCUUCAGGAUUGAGGAAACAUCCGUAUCCGUACGAACACGCAGCAAGAAAAGAGAAGAAGAACCAACCUACGUAGUACAAAUACAGAGUUGCAGAGUACGGAUACAAUCCAUGGAUCUGCGUCGCAACCGACAAAGCCUCCACGAGUCCACCCCCGUGCCUUGCCCCGUAGUGCACACCCCAGGUUGUACCGAUUGGCCUUAUUCGCGGCUCGCCCUGGUUGGCACCCUGCUUCGUUCUCGCAGGGCUUCCCACGACCUCCCACACACACCACUCUCACCUCACCCCCGAGAAAAAACUCUGGCCACCCCCCCUAGUCCAUUGCCGGCGGUCUUGGCCCAGGGCGGACAGGGCCUGUCUGCGUGGGAUAGCCCAGACGUCCCAAGCCGCAGCCUGUGGCCUCCUUCUCUCGCAGACUCGCACUCCUUGGAGAGUCUCUGGACCAUGGGCUUUUUUGGCCGCGUCGGGCGAGUCCAGCCGUACCCGUUUAGCUUGCCCGCCACAAGCAGGGCUAGUCGCCAUGCCGCCCGCAACGCAACUCUGCGCAGACAUGCUGUCCUUUCCGAUCACCCUGCGACGGCCCUUUGCGCUCAUUUUCGAGGCUUCGCUCAUACGAGGAGCCAGCCGACAGGCUUCUUAAUACGACAAUCAUCGACCGUCGACUGCAACUCGCCAACUUCUAGUGAAGUGCUGCUCUCGGUUCCCAUCCACGACGACUACGACUACGUCCAGGCUCAGGCCCUCCAAUUGCCGAUUCGGCGAUAA